Messenger RNA from Solea senegalensis (Senegalese sole), 3435 nucleotides. Its product is annotated as clathrin coat assembly protein AP180-like. The transcript has 23 exons. Gene Ontology annotation, molecular function: 1-phosphatidylinositol binding; phosphatidylinositol-4,5-bisphosphate binding; SNARE binding. Gene Ontology annotation, cellular component: synaptic vesicle; extrinsic component of presynaptic endocytic zone membrane; clathrin-coated pit. Gene Ontology annotation, biological process: clathrin coat assembly; synaptic vesicle budding from presynaptic endocytic zone membrane; clathrin-dependent endocytosis. The coding region runs from base 1 to 1893 and encodes 630 amino acids. Lineage: Eukaryota; Metazoa; Chordata; Actinopteri; Pleuronectiformes; Soleidae. The record is from RefSeq and is a predicted model, not a curated record.
AUGGCCUACCUGGUGUCGGCCACCAAUACCACCAACGUGAACAUUCCUCAGAUGGCUGACACACUAUUCGAGCGAUCCACCAACGCCAGCUGGGUGGUCGUCUUCAAGGCCCUCGUCACCAGUCAUCACAUGUGUGUCCACGGCAACGAGAGGUUCAUUCAGUAUUUGGCUUCCAGGACCUCCUUGUUCAACCUCAGCAAUUUUAUCGACAAAACUGGCUCUCACGGCUAUGACAUGUCCACGUUCAUCAGACGGUACGGACGAUACUUGAAUGAGAAAGCGUUCGCCUACCGCCAGAUGGCUUUUGACUUCACCAGAGUCAAGAAGGGUGCUGAGGGCGUGAUGAGGACCAUGACCACUGAGAAGCUGUUGAAAGGCAUGCCUGUUCUGCAGACUCAGAUUGACACACUCCUGGAGUUUGACGUUCAUCCCAAGGAGCUGAACAAUGGGAUCAUCAAUGCUGCAUUCUUGCUUCUCUUCAAGGACCUGGUCAAACUGUUUGCGUCCUACAAUGAUGGCAUCAUCAAUUUAUUAGAGAAAUACUUCAAGAUGAAGAAGAGUGACUGUAAAGAGGCGUUGGAGAUCUACAAGAGGUUUCUGACUCGGGUGACAAAGAUUGGGGAAUUCAUGAAGCUGGCCGAGACAGUUGGAGUUGACAAAAAUGACAUUCCUGAUAUCAACUACGCUCCCAGCAGUAUUUUGGAGUCUCUGGAAACACACAUGAAUGGUCUGGAGGAUACAAAGGGAGGAAAGAAGGGUGAAGGGUCACCAACAAAGGGAUCUCCGACAAACAACGUAUCUCCAACAUCGACUCCAGCCAAAUCUUCAAACGCUGUCCCUGCACUGCAGCCUCCUCCUGGGGAGAGUGCUGGUGCUGCUGCCGCCCCCUCUUCUGCUCCUGAGCCAGCCGAAGACUCCCUGUUGGAUCUGGAUCCUCUGUCCUCCUCGGGCCCUUCAGCACCAUCAGCUGCCCCCACAUCUUGGGGCGACCUUCUUGGAUCGGAAAUGGGCGACUCCUUGCUAUCUGAACCCACCCUCACAGCAGAGCCUGCCCCCUCCUCUGCAGCAGCGACACCCACUCCUGCAGCGGCAGAACCCGGGGUCUCUCUAGCUCCUCCCACUAGCACAGCAGCUGCCACCUCCCCUGGUGCCGCCAAUAUGGAUCUGUUGGGAGAUGCCUUUGCAACACCUGCUCCUGCCGCUGAGGCCUCUGCAGCAGCAGCAGCAGCAGCAGCACCUGAGGGUGGGGCUGCAGCUACAUCUGCCCCAGCCGCCAACACUGGAGCUGACCCCUUUGCUUCCUCAGAGGGAAACGUCAACGCGGCAUCCUCAGGCGUCGACCUCUUCAGCAUGAUAACUGUGGAGAGUAAUAACCCGGGUAGUUCCCUGGAUGCCUGUUUUAGCUCUGUGGUGCCCCAGUCCUCGCCCUCUCCUUCCCCUUACCCGCUCUUCACUUCUUCAUUCAGCACCAUCACCACCACUGCAACCAUUUCACCUCCCAUUGCCCCCAGCGCUCCUGACCCUACGACUGACCUUUUAAGCGAGUCAACAGGAGGAGACGCAUCAGCUGCCGCUGCUGCUGCUCCUGCUGCCCCCGGUGCUGAGCUCAUGUCAGUAUUUGACGGACUAGGGGACGUCAUGAAGCCUACUGUGACUCCCCAAGCCGGCGAUGUUGACACCUCUAUGGCUAACAUGGCGAGUAAUCUCACGAUGGGAACCGCAGCAGCCCCUCAGGCCGGGGCUCCCAUGAUGCCCAUGGUGAGGCCAGGAUUCCCAGCCACCGGAGCAGCAGCCCCUGGAGCACCGAUGUCUCCUGGAGCGGCCCAGAGUCCCAGGAAGCCUCCACCACCGAGGAAUGCUCUGGAUGACCUCAAUAUCAAAGACUUCAUGUAGGCCGACUGAUCCGGAAACCCCCGAGGUUUAUUGUAUGUGGAGCUCCGUGGAUGUGGAUGUCUGCACUCCCCCCACUGCCUCCCCUCAGUCACGCCCCAGUCCUUCAGCCAACCAGCCAUCAAAUCUACGAUCUUUGCCCUCUGACCUCCCACCAGCUGCGAUCCCCUAAAAACGAAACCUGCCCUCCUUAUCUAAUGUUGUAGCACAACUGUGAAUGUGAACCCUAGAUACAGAAAACAAGAUUCUGUUUACGUGUGUGUGGGUGUGUGUGUAAUUCGGUGUUAUCCUUUACUUAAUAUACCACUGGGAAAAAAAUGAACAAAAAAAAAAAGAUAAAUGUGUAUUUAGAUUCACUCUGAAUAUCUGCAUAUCAGCUGACUUGGAAUGGUGGAUAUAUGUUGGGUUUUUUGCGCAUCUCCCAUAUGAGGACUGUGUUGUUAAAUGUGGACUGUGUUCAGUGUGUGUAACUUCACUGGCCAACCCCCCUCCCACCCCUCAACCCCACUCCCACUCCAAACUAAUAUUGAGCUGUGUUUAUGUCAUUUAAGACUUGGUUGUUUCUAUAUCUGCCUGCCCAUCCACCCAUCCUCCCACCUGUUGCUGUUUUUAAAAACAAUUCUUAUCUAAAAACAACUCCAAAUCUGGAUUCAUCACGGAACACGUGGAACAGUGUGCAGUUUCGUCUUUACUUUAUCUUUUUGUUUUUGGUAGGGAACUGUAUGGACCUGCGAAACACUUGUGAACUGUGUUCAAAUUGACAUAAUGCGUUUUAGACAAUUUUAAAUGAUUAUAGAUUAUACAUAUUUUCUUUAUUUUGAGAGUAUACAAUAUAUCAUAUAUUUUUUAUUUAUGUCAAGGUUGAAAAAAAGAAAAAAAAAGAAGUCAAGUCUCCAAAUCUUUCCCUCCUUUGAACAUGUACAUUUCAAUCUGAAGUCAGAGUGAGUAUUGAAUGGACACUUUGUCCCAAGUUUAUCUAUUGUUCCCUCUUCUGGUCUGGAGUGAUAUUGCAUUCUAGCAUGCAACACAAGUCCACCUGGGAUGUGCUCUGUGUCGCGCUCUCUAAGAGCUUUGUUUCAUCGACUCCGUCUCCACAAAAACUGACUAAACGUUAGGGUGGAAGUCAACGAGACGAGUUAUGUGGCCUCAGACGCAGCCGUGGCCCGGUGCAUUUGUUCAUUUACUGUUACUGGAACUGUCUUGGGGACUCAUUCCGUAAGAUACUCACGUUUAUGCUGAAUGUUCUGUGUGUUGUUUUCUGUUUUGUUUUUUUUCUCCCCCUCCCACCCUCUCCCAAAAGUGACUGUAUCUUAAUCCAUUGUGACAUUUAACAAAGUGUUGAAAGAAAAAUACAGAUGACUAUGAAACACAAGGUCAAAAAAGAAUGUGGUAAAUGAUGUUUAAUAAGUAUUCAUAUGACGGCUGUGAUGUUUUUAUUUUUAUUUUUGGGUUUUAUGGAUGGCAUCACUCCCCACACCCUCCCUCAGCCCAACCUGCAUGUGAGUCCAAAUGAGAUGCAAUAAAAGAAAAAUACACUGAUCCAAA